Mugil cephalus (flathead mullet) is the source of this 3204-nucleotide messenger RNA. RefSeq names its product SUZ domain-containing protein 1-like. Bases 413 to 895 code for a protein of 160 amino acids. NCBI's taxonomy places the organism in Eukaryota, Metazoa, Chordata, Actinopteri, Mugiliformes, Mugilidae. The record is from RefSeq and is a predicted model, not a curated record. The transcript is spliced from 4 exons.
UCCAGUUUUAACGGUUAAACUUUGAAGGUGUAGCAUCGCCAAGUGCUAAUGCUUAGCUAACCUGUAUACAGACAUUUCAGGGAGUGUAGUAAAGUUAUAGAGUUACUGUUUUUCCGCCUGAGUAGCAGGGACCGAGGCUGAUUUGCCGAGGUGGCCGUGACGCCGUAUUUAAAGUAACAGGCAGCUGGAGGGGAUUGCCCUCAGUGGAGCGUUAAAAUAAGCUAAGCUAACACGCGGCCAAGGAACGGGCUCUAAUUCCUUCAUCCUUCAGUCUUUUAUUUGAUCAACUAAACCCGGACAGACCGAGCUGCCAGCGGGUCUGAGUGAGCGCAGCCCACCGUUUCAUGCCCUCUGGAUGGGAUAUAGGUAGCCGGCGGAGCGAAGAGGUAGGCAGCCAACAGUCCUGUUAAACAUGGAGGAUGAAGAGGUUGCGGAGAGCUGGGAAGAGGCAGCGGACAGCGGGGAAAUCGAGAGAAGGCUUGAGGCGAAGCUGAAAAUAAAUCAGGAAGCAAAGAAGCCCAGUUUGAAAUCCGCUGGUUCACCCAUGCGAACUGCUAUUGUAAUCCAGGAUGACUCUCUGCCUGCAGCACCACCCCCCCAAAUUCGGAUUUUAAAGCGUCCCUCCAAUAACGGUACUGCAGGGAACGCUGCCUCCUCGUCUCGCCCCUCUCAGCAGAUGAAGUCUUUGGCCCAACGUGAGGCAGAGUACGCAGAAGCUCGAAGAAGGAUUUUGGGUAGUGCUUCUUCAGAAGAAACCCCUCAGGACAAUCCAUGUCAGGAUAGGCCCUCUCGUGUGAGUGCACAGCAACCAUUGGAACCGGUUCGUCCAAACAAUCACGUGAUCCGCCAGCCCACUGGCCCAGAUGGAACCUCAGGCUUCAGACUCUGUAGAUAAACAUUAGCUGCCUGCUGAAAGGAAACACCUGCUUCCUUGAGAGGGCAUGAAGGGUGGCAGUUAAAGGGGUUGAUUGUAGCAUGAAGAGCAGAGUGGUGGGGUAAGAUACAGUUUGACUGACAUUAGAAAUAAGAGGAUAUAGCAUGGAUUUAGAUGAACUUCUCCACCCUCUCUCUACACUGCUUACUGGUAUGGUCUUUGCCUCUUGCUUUGUCUUUCCCCACUGUGGAACAUUGCAAGGGGCUGGCAGAGAUCUGCCGAAGAUCUAAACCCCGUCUUUUCCACACCGUGAACAGGCUUUUGCCUCACAUCCAUACACACUGUGAUUCUUUGACGUACCAUGAGGUGCCCUUUGAUUUUUAAGUCAGAUUGGCCGGCCAAGUGCCAGGGCAUCAGGUGUCUGUCUCUUCAGGGAGAAUCAGGAGAGCUUGUGCACCCCAGAGACGUGCAAGCAAACAAGCUGGCCUUUCCACUGAUGAGGCGUGGAUCGUGGCUGGGUGUCCACCGGGAGACUGGCCUCAGCUUGUCGGUUCAGUGGAAGCUUCACUGCGCCCAGAGUUUCCUGUGUGUUCAGCAACUUGAGUGCAAGGCGAUAGGAAAUUGUGCUGAUUGGACCUUACGAGUAAAAGUGCAGAGUGCCUAAUAACAUUGACAGCAGUGGCCUGAACCAGAACCUUCCACAGGACACAGGCCUCCUCCGUUUGUUUUUAAAGGAACACCCGGUGGGCACGCAGCCAUUGGCCAAAGGUUAUAGAUCCGAGGGACAGCGUCACUAAAUCUAAGCUUAUUCAAGCAAUAAUAAUGAAAUGACUCCCUGGAUUUUUUUAUUUACUUAUUGCCUAUUUGCCUGUGCUGUAUUUAGUUUGUUUUAAACUCUUAGCUUUGUUAGUUAAUGUAUUUUAGUUUCUGAGACAUGGUAUGUUUAAGUCAGGAGGUCAGUGGUGUGUGAGAGUCGAGAUGUAGCCUGCAGAGGAAAUUUCAUUUGUAGUGUCACACCGAGUUUGAUCAAACUGGCAAGUCAUGAAGUGAAAGUAUAAUGUCCCUCUGUGUGUCGCCUUGCUGUUUCUAAUCAGAACACUGAAUUGGAACUUCUCUUAAAGCCAGCUGCACUUCGUCGUCUAUUUUUGCACAAGCUGCAGUCUAUUGAUUGGUUGGGUGGUAUUAAAAAGAUGACUUAUAAAUUAUUCAGUAAAUAACUAUUUCAUGCACAUUGUAAAGGAGGAUAAAAUCUAAUGCUUCAUGUAAUAUUCUGCCACCGUCAGAGAAACCUGGCUAGAAAACUAUAGGAACAGUAUGAAAAAUAUUAGACAACUCUACUUUUAAUCAGUGUCCUUUUAGAACAAAAUCAAAUUUCACUGCCUAAUUUGGACGACUGUCUUCUUGUGGUGGUUUUCAUCGAGCAGAAUUUUACAAUAUUGUUGACAGCUUGCCACCAAUUAAAAAAAAAAAAAAAGUUUUUAUACCUUAAAAUCAAAAUAUUGACGAUUCACCAUUAUUGAUACUGUAGUUGGUAUAACAAUAAAUGAACCUCCAGCAGGUUUUAUGCCUUAAUGGUCCCUGGUUACCAACAUCCACUUUGUACUUGGUAGUGCUGGCUAAAUGUCAGUUCUUUGUCUUUGCUUACAAUUAGUUAGUUAAUCAUUUGUUCAGUCACAGUUUAUAUGUGUGCUCUGCAAAAGGUAAAUAGAAAGCAGCACCUUGUUAGGGUAUCUUAUGCUUUCUCAUUGAGGUGUUCCAUCCAUGACUGCACUUUACUAUAAAUAUAUUUCAAUUUCAGGCAUCAGAAAACCCACUGAUUAGAAAUACUGACAAGGAGAGAAAUAAACAAAAACCGCCAUUAACAGUAAAUUACAGUAAUCUUGCUCCUGCACUGCAGUAAACCUAUAAAUAUAUAAAUAUGGCUAAAAGUGCUGCAUUUACAUUGUGUAUGUAUUUCAACCUCGGUAGCUGCUCAAGAAAUUGAACUUUAAGGCCGUCUCAGUAUUUCUGUUUCAUGACUCUACACUGCUAGGGACAUGAAAAGUUGUCUGCUGGUUUUGGGCCUACACCAUCAAGAAUACAUCCCCCUUAAACACUGUUCUCAUGGACCUGGUACAGUCAUUGAAGCAAAAGGUAUUUGUAAUCAGCUUAAAUUUAUAUUUGACCAGGAAGAUCUUGUACCUGUGUCAUCUGUUCAUGAUGCUUUGUUGCUGUCGCCCACAGUCACCUGUCUACUUUGAGGCUCAUGUGAUGUCAUUGUUGUUUUGAAACUUGAAAAACACAAAUGAAAUUUGUAUACCCUUUAAUAAACACACUCAAAGACAAUACAA